AUGAGAAGCGAAAUGUGAUUCGUGUCAUCAGAAGCUCGGAAGGUUGCCACAGUUCAAAACCCGUCAAGUGUAGGUGAUCCCAGAUUCCGAAACUCGUCGGGUGAAGUUGUCACUGUCGCACUAGUCGGUGAUUUUUGCUCAACUAUCAAUCACCGCCAGGCCAAAGGAUCCCCAAAGCACUUUUUUUGCUCGGAGUAUGUGCGUGUGAGUGACAUCAAUUGACAGAGCUUGAUAAACUAGCAACUCCAGAGCAAAAAGAGACUUUGUUCUGGACAAACUGCAUCAUCACCAGUCUCACUCCGAUUUGAUAAGUUGGUGCUCUCUUUUCAAGUGAGAUUCGAUUCAGAUUGCUUGGUUGGUGAGCGUGUUGUGUUGGGCACCCAUCAUUAUUGGCUCCAAUUUCCUGGCUGGCAUGCCAACUAAGGAUCAUCCGUUCUUCGUCUCCAUGAUCGCACAAAAGGAUGGCAUUCCAUUACCCCGAGUGGCUCAAUUUAGCGUGCACUUCGUCUAGCAAAGAAAAACUGCCCAAUGAUCCCGGAUCUCACGAUCGUUCCGAACACGGCCCCCGCUCUCAUACCCGAAUGUCCUUCCUGUUUCGUUAGGUGGACCCAUGAGGCCACGCCUUCAUGAAGAAGAGUGGCUCCAGUGCCGCCAGCACCUCGUCUUCCAGCCUCCUCAAUCCGCCCCAACUCCAGGCCCGCCGAAGCUCAGCCCCCAAUCCCGGCUCUGACUCCAAGUCAAGCGGAGGGCCCGGGGGUGGGUCAGGAUGUGCCCAAUCUACCCCUCCCGGGGCCACUGCCUCCGCUCUACUUCUCGCCGGCACUCCAAACUCGAACGUCAUCAAAAGCGGGGCUCGCAGUGCCACAACUAGUCCGGUUUCUGGCGUACCCCCGGGUGCCUUCCUGGGAGAUAAGGGAAGCAGCCCCCGUCAUAGAACCUCCACGGAUGCUUGGGUGUGUCCCAACGAUCGACAACUCGCUCUUCGAGCAAAGCUUCAUUCUGGCUGGUCUGUGAAGACCGCCAAUUUAAAUCAGUGGAAGCAACCUGAUCCAAUGUCCACGGACGAACAUGACCUCAUUCUCAAGGUCAUCGAAAAGGCCGAAGCCUUGGAAAAAGCCGAGAUGCAAAGAGUGGGGAAACUGGUCGAAAGGCUGGAGACAAUGCGCCAAUGCCGAAUGGGCAACGGCGAGACCGAGUGCGUAUUAUGUGGGGAAGUCUUCCGAUUCUACCACCGAUCACAACGGAGAUGUGCAGAAUGCGACAAGAUGACGUGCAGCAAGUGUGGGGUGGAGUCCAGUUCGUUCCAUCCCACACCAGGCGGGAAGCCCCACCCGGAGGGAAGUCGCUCAGGCUCCAUAACGAGUACCCUCAGCUCGUCGGCCUCUUUCAUAUCUGUAAGUGGUCUAUCCAGUUUGACUGGGGCUGGAUCAAGUGCCAAAGAGUCCAUAUGGCUGUGUAAAAUUUGCUCAGAGGAAAAGGAGAUGUGGAAGAAGUCUGGCGCAUGGUUCUUUAAGAGCAUGCCCAAGUACGUUCUACCUCCGGGUAGUCCGUUAGUACACGGUGGCCGUCCGCUGACCCGCCGCUUCUCUCAUUAUACCCCGUUGGGAGGUCAACAUAGCGAGUACUUUGUUGGUGGGGGAAGCGCAUCUGGAAGGUCCACUCCAGUCUCCCAACUUGAUGAUGGCAAUUCUUCAGAGGAGGAAGGACAAUUAGCCAAGCGAAGAAUUGUCAAACGAACCAAUAGGACGCCGGAUCCCUCUGAUGAAAGUGGACCUUCGUCGCUACAGGCUUCAAGAAGAUUUGUGAACCCUCCAGAUUCUGAGUACGACCACAAUGGAGGGGGUCAUCGUCGCAAUGGAGCUCAUUCCCAUCAUCAUCAUCCACUGCAUCCCCAUCACUUGGCACAUCCUCGCUCCCGCUCAACGAAUUCCAUUCCAAUCACCGAACUUGACCAAGCCGUUGCUAUCCUUUCCUCAGGCGUGGAUCUCACUCCCACCAUUAUCACCACGUCAGCAGUUACUUCCAAUGGAAUACCGCAUAUCAUGGCCUCUGGCAGCUCGAGUCCCACGUCUUCAAUUGGUUCCUCUCAAAUUGGAGCGAGUGAACACAUGUCACGUCCACGUCCGUUAUACCCUCGAGGACCUGGAGCGCGUUCCUGCAGCCCAAGAUACUACCGUCCUCCACACGGCACCCCUCCCAGAGGGCAUCCGCCACGCGGAGGCCCACCUCCUUGGGCCUACCCUCCCAGAGGUCCACCUCAGUUCCGUCCACCUCAACACAUAGUCAAUCGUAGUCCAAGCCCAUCUCCGCCUUAUUCACCGCGUGGCAUGACAAGACGAGGAGGACCCCCGCCUCCGGGACACCCUCGAUUUCGAGGACAUGGUCCACCUCGGUUUCGUGGCCCGGGCCCACCUCCACAUCGGUUUCCCCCCGGUGCUCACUCUGCUCCGCACUCUCCAGUUCUCUCCCACAGACAGUUUGACGGUUAUGAGAUGCGAUCGCCUGGUGCUAUGGGCGGCUCAAUUGGUGAUCAACUGGCCAUGAGGAGACCGUCGAGGCUCUUGGAUGUCACUGCUAUCGCGAUUGCUCCACUAGAAAGUGAACCAUCAAGUUCUUCGAACAGUGCCAAUGGAUCCACCACUAUAGCUACCUCAUCCUCGGUCCCUGUAGGCCCUCGACGCAGCAGCGUCCUUACCCUGCCACCUACAACACCUCCAUCAGAAGCCAAUGACCUCGAUGAAAUCGAAGAAGACUUACCCAGUGUGACGUCGGAAUAUCCCUCCUCCUCGGGUUCCAAAUUUGUUAUCAAACCCAAGCCCGCAGUUGACAAAGAAAAUAAAUUCACCUCGACCCUGCGACGCCUAAGCACUGUGAGGAAGCGGAACAAAAGCAAACGGAAAGAGAAGAUGGACCGGUCCUUCAUGGAACAGGAAGUGAGCGAGGUCGGCGAGAUCGGAACGUCCCCUGGUGGAAAUGGAGUUCGUCCAUCCAGCACAACCUCGAGGGAGAGUGAAGCCGAGGUUGUCACAUCCGGCUAUUUCAGUAGACAAGAAUCGCAUAGUCGAGGAUCCGACGAAACCCUCAGCUCACCAAGAUCUCCUGAAGGCUCCUAUGGAACCAUCGAGUUCACCAUCAUGCACGAUGAAGUCAAUCAUCUUUUGGUUGUCAACAUUAUUAAGGCCAAGAAGCUCAAAGGUACGGAUGCCAACGGGUUGGCGGACACCUAUUGUAAAGUCACUAUUCUACCCACGGCCACGAAGGGUGGUAACCAGCAAUGCACAAAGACUGUCUCGAAGAGCAUUAAUCCCAAUUAUAAUGGUGUUCUCCACUUUGGUGGCAUCGGUAGUGAGCAUAUUGGCACCACCACCAUGACGCUCACGAUUCUUGAUGAGGACCUGGCUGGUGAUAACUUGUUGGCGGAAACGACCUUAUCCCUCAAGAAGCUUUUGCUGGCUCUUCCUCAACAGAAAAAGUUCCAACUGCCCCUAGAGAAGCCAGAUUUGAAGAACACCCACGAUGGUCUGAUCGUAUCAUCCAACGUGGGACAGAUUGAGAUCUCGUUGGGAUUCUACGCCAAAUCUGGAACGCUCAAAGUGACAAUCAUUCAGUGCUUGGAUCUACCCGUCAUGGAGGAGUCCGGUUCCGCCAAUGCCUUCGUUCAAGUUGUGAUGCACCCGGUAACCAAGACUUCCAAACAUCAGACCACAGUCAAAUGGAAAUCUCUGAGUCCGGACUUUCAUGAACAGUUUGUGUACUUAACCUCUAGCCAUGAUCUUCCGAAGCAGAGCCUUUACAUCACAGUGUGGAACAAAGAAAAGGGCAGAGCGGAUGAAUACAUUGGUGGUGUGAUAUUGGGCAUGCAUGCCAAAGGUGGUCGGUUGCGUCAUUGGGUGGACACAACCAAGAAUCCAAGUCAGGUGCAGAAACGAACUCACUUUCUGAGUGCGACUUACAUAGACUGAUUGGAACUCACAGUGAUCAUCACCACACCUUUACUUUGGAACGACGAACUUGUUAUAGCUGAUUGGAUCAUCCCGGGGCAUCAGUUACUUACAUGGAAAUCAUCUUUAUUCACUCCUUCCUUCCUACCUUCCCCAAAACACGUUCAUAUUAUCGCUACUUAUUGGUUACAAGUCCAAUUAUCAUCAUAAAUGCCACGUCCUCAUCAAUAUCAUCAAAGUAAUCCAUCACCCUAAAUCACCUACUUCCCAGUGGCAUCGCUUACCCAACAAUGGUUCCAAUCGAUGGGUCAGUGGCAUUUCCAGCCCAAAUGUCAACUGAAGCUACCCCAAGAUGACAAAUACAGCCAUAUAUUUUUCCUAACUAUUAUAAUGCCCCCCCCCUCCCUUUCCAUUCUUGCGCUCUAUCUUUGAUUCUCUUUCUCUAUCUCUCUUUGGACCUCUGAUCCAUUCAAUAGCAGGGGAUUUGCUUUCUGUCUAUUUGAUCAACCUGGUUGUUACAAAUCUCGGUCUACUCCUCGGCUUUGGGGUUCGAUGGGUCUCAUCGAGAUUGGCACCACGACACGUAAUGGUUGUGGGCCCUCUUUCAUCCCGGAACCAGAGCUAGUAUUACCCCUCAACGUGAUGGUUCAUUGCCAUGAUAAGUCAAUGAAUUCAGUCAUUUUCACUCGAAAUUGCCAACCAUUCUAUUCUCAUUCAAUGGUUGUGACUCCAACUUUACUAUCGUUCAAUUGAGAUCCACUCCGAACCACGAUUCAAGAAGACCUCUUUCCAUUCCUCACUCAGUAUUUCGGAGACACAUUAAUCUUUAUGAUCUAGGCGAUCAUUAUUGGCCUGGUAGUAGAACUCUUUUAUCAAAGAAAGAUGCGUUUGAUCGGCUCUCACACUUAAAAUAAAGGCAAAACAACCAACUGGUAAAUGUGUACCACACCCGACGUAAAACUCAACCAUGGAUGAUGGUAAGAAUACACUACGAACCAGCUCUUUCUCCUUCCGACAAACAAUUGACUUACCCAUCGUUUGAAUAUAUUCCUAAUAGUAUUGACGGUCUAGCUAUCUAUCUAUCUACUUUUUCAUUCCAUCAUUGUUACGAUCACCAUCCUAUUUUCUCGACAAUGAAAUGUUCUUCAUUGAAAAUACAGGAGUCUAAAACUUA
Molecule: messenger RNA, 5115 nt
Organism: Tigriopus californicus
Lineage: Eukaryota; Metazoa; Arthropoda; Copepoda; Harpacticoida; Harpacticidae
Exons: 15
Coding region: 627-3962 (1111 amino acids)
Biological process (GO): intracellular protein transport
Molecular function (GO): small GTPase binding
Source: RefSeq, a predicted model, not a curated record